UUGUAACAUGAACAAGAUUGUGUGCGGUACAGUCAUCGCCGAGUCGAGAAAGCAUGGCGGUCCCCACAAGCAGCUUGUGCAAGGUGUUUGGGAGGCUAUGCCACCCAGCAUUUUUGCCUGCACCCGGCCGUGUUGCAGCUUUGCACACGACGGCAGCACUACAGAAGAACAGAGCCGGUCGCUACAGGGUGACACGCAAUCACAGCAAGCCGCUCACAUAUGAAAUGUCCAACCCACCUCACCAGAUUGCCCACCGCAAGGCGUGGAACUCGUGGAACACAAGCAACCUGCAAGGAGGCUUGCGACGCUCUGAGACCCUUGUGGAAGACAUGUUCAUUCGCAAAUUCAUGACUGGCACAUGGCACCGUAUGUUUGUUUCGGAGAUCCUCAUCAAGCGUCGAGCCAACAUGAUCUUCAUUGGAGGCAUUGUGCAAAGAGUGGUGAUUCCGCGUAAGAUGUACUUCCUCAUUGGCUACACUGAAGAGAUCCUCAGCUAUAUCCUCAAGUGCCCUGUCAAGCUUGAACUACAGUCAGUUGCUGACCGCAAGGAGAUGGUCUUCAAAUACAUUUGAAGGGUGUA
Messenger RNA from Rhipicephalus sanguineus (brown dog tick), 580 nucleotides. RefSeq names its product 28S ribosomal protein S24, mitochondrial (gene mRpS24). Bases 54 to 572 code for a protein of 172 amino acids. The record is from RefSeq and is a predicted model, not a curated record. The transcript is spliced from 3 exons. Gene Ontology annotation, biological process: translation. NCBI's taxonomy places the organism in Eukaryota, Metazoa, Arthropoda, Arachnida, Ixodida, Ixodidae. Gene Ontology annotation, cellular component: mitochondrion.